Anopheles bellator is the source of this 3816-nucleotide messenger RNA. Its product is annotated as polypeptide N-acetylgalactosaminyltransferase 2-like. Gene Ontology annotation, cellular component: Golgi apparatus. The record is from RefSeq and is a predicted model, not a curated record. NCBI's taxonomy places the organism in Eukaryota, Metazoa, Arthropoda, Insecta, Diptera, Culicidae. Bases 1400 to 3232 code for a protein of 610 amino acids. The transcript has 3 exons.
CGUGGUUGUUGUGCACCGUGCGAAAAGUCUGCAGUUUUCAACGCAAUCCGGUUUACAACAUAGGCGCUAGACUAGCCCAGUCACGACGGCGCUAUUGCUGUGCGAAAGAUUCUUCGUUCCUGUGCCAGUGCCGGAUUGGAGUGGAAAACGAAGAUGCAACGCGCACUACCUCAUCGUGCAGCAUGCAUCUUAUUCCGCAUCAAGAGAUGCGCAUCGUGCGCAUAGCCUAGCGCUUAGCACAUAGUGGUCCUACUCGACUGUGAAAAGCAUAGCAGAGAAAGAGGAAGCACUCGUGCAGACAACGCGCGGACUCCAAGUUUCGUUGAGGGAGCAACGCACACAACAGUGCGAUUUGCGCGCAUCGUUUGAACGAUAGACGAUCGGUCGGCGCGGUACGCCACAAGAGAUGCUGGAAACGGUUUUCUGGUUGUUCGGUUCAUUUGGGUUUUCCUUUUCCUAAAGGGGUGAGAAAAAACACGAGCGAUUCGCUUCGACUCAAACCAAUUCCCUCUCUUUCGAUCAUCGUUGUCGUGCUUUUGUUGUCGCGUACUCCGCGCGAGCGCGAUCCCAGUGAAAAAUAAAACAAUAGACCCGCCAUGAUGUCGGCAGCGAAUGCAAUGGGUGCUAACCACAGACACACAGAAAGCUGCGGCUACGAUUGUGGUCAUGGAUGGUGAGUUGCAGGAGAAAGAGUCAGAAAGCUGAAGCGAAACAGAGCCGAAAGAUACACUAGAGCGAAAAAGGCACAACGGAUGCAGCGAGAUUCACCUCCGCAACUCGGCACGGUAACUUUUAGAAAUAGCAGACAACAGCAACAACUCGACUGGACUGGACACCACGCGGCAGUAUCCCACAGUGCUUUAACAAUUGUUCUACUAAGCAACGCGAUGUCCGAGCUGUGCACCCACUAGUUCAGCAAACAUUUUGCUUACAAGCACAUUAGCCCACAGAAUUUAUUGGUGAAAAUCAGUUGACUGUUGACUCUACGUACGUGUUCCCCUGGAGUGCAAUAAAAUAGUUCAAAACGUCCUCUUAGCUCAUCGUUGGUGCAGUGUAUCAAGCUUAGGUGGACGUUUGAAUUUGAGGCGAUUUUCAAUCGUGUAUUUUUGAAAAGCGUUAAGCGCGAUCAUCACUUUGGCGCCAUCACAGCACGUGCGACGACUUGGAUCGUAGUAGGCGAAUUGUUUGAAGCGAAACCAGCAAGAUAACACUAGAAUCUCGCUCCUAUGCGAUAGUUGCAAAGAUGGACUGUACAACAGAUAUUUCGAUUCCGAAAUAACGUGCUACAAGACAAACGAAGUUGGUUGAGUCACGUCGUCGAAUGCCUAUCCUGUGUGCGAAUCGAUGUAAUCGAUUUAUCCGACACCAGUAGCAGCAGAAUAGUCGUAGCAAAGCCGCCAUGAGACGGAAUGUGAAAGUAUUUGGUCUCAUCUCCAUCACCUGGAUCGUGGUGGUCAUCUACUACUUCCAGGGUGACUACUAUCACAACGACGGCAACCGAGCUUUGCGCUUGCGCAGCAGCAGCACAGCAAAUCAGCUGAGCAAUCAGUACAGUAACAACGGUGGCCGCCUGCAGCACGGCAUAGCACUGACGCACCGUGACAACGAACAUCUGCGCCAAUCGAAAAAUGGCGAAAGCAGUAGCUUGCGAAUGAGCAGCAGUAGUAGUAUCAGUCUCCUUAGCAGCAGUAGCAAUAGCAAUAGCGUACUUAGUUAUAAAUCACCACCCCUGACAUGGGACUACUUUGACGAGGCGAGCUACAUCCAGAAAGGAGGGCUCCAGCGAGGCGAGGAUCCGUAUCUGCGGAAUCGGUUCAAUCAGCAGGCGAGCGACGGUCUAAAGAGUAACCGCGAGCUGCCCGAUACGCGCAACGCCAUGUGUCGCCGGGCGGCCUGGUCAUCGGCCACUAGCGUCGAGUCGUUGCCAGCGACAAGCAUCAUUAUUACGUUCCACAACGAGGCGCGUAGCACGCUGCUGCGGACCGUGGUUAGCGUGCUAAACCGCUCGCCAGAACGUCUCAUCCAUGAGAUCAUUCUUGUCGACGACUUUUCCGACUUUCCCGAGGACGGUCAGGAGCUGGCGAAGAUUCAGAAGGUGCGUCUGAUUCGGAACCCCAAACGUGAGGGCUUAGUGCGUUCGCGAGUUACCGGUGCGGCCGCGGCCACCGCUAAGGUUCUCACCUUUUUGGACAGUCACUGCGAGUGCAAUGUGCACUGGCUUGAACCGCUGCUGGCCCGGGUAGCCGAAGAUCCGACACGCGUCGUCUGCCCGGUGAUUGACGUGAUUAGCAUGGAUACGUUUCAGUAUAUCGGAGCGUCGGCCGAUUUGCGCGGCGGCUUCGACUGGAAUCUCGUGUUUAAGUGGGAGUAUCUGAGUGGGGCAGAACGGAAGGAGCGACAGCGUGAUCCGACCACUCCAAUCCGCACGCCGAUGAUCGCUGGAGGAUUGUUUGUGAUUGAUCGAGCAUACUUUGAGCGGCUGGGCACCUAUGACACCCAGAUGGACAUCUGGGGUGGCGAGAAUCUAGAGAUUAGCUUCCGCGUAUGGCAGUGUGGUGGAUCACUCGAGAUCAUCCCAUGCAGUCGCGUCGGCCAUGUGUUCCGGAAGCGCCAUCCCUACACGUUUCCGGGCGGAGGAAGCGGCAAUAUAUUCGCUAAAAACACUCGCCGUGCCGCCGAAGUUUGGAUGGACGAGUACAAGCGGUAUUACUAUGCGGCCGUACCACUGGCGACGAACAUUCCCUUCGGUGACAUCGAGGAUCGGUUGCGGUUGCGUAGUGAGCUCCAGUGCAAACCUUUCCGCUGGUACCUGGAGCACGUGUAUCCGCAACUCAGCAUUCCCGAAAAACGCAACAACGGCAGCUUGCGGCAGGGUGCCCUCUGUCUGGACAGUUUGGGCAACAUGGCGGGAGCGAUUGUCGGUCUGUACAGCUGCCACGGUAACGGAGGCAACCAGAACUGGGUGCUCAAUCGAAAGAGCGAAGUAAAACAUCACGAUCUCUGCUUGACGCUGGUCAAAUUUGCCAUCAACGCGCGCUACAACAGUGUGCUAAUGAAGUACUGUGACGGCUCGGAGAACCAGCAGUGGCACCUGAAGGACGGGGGGCUGAUCCAGCAUCGCAAGAUUAACGUUUGUCUCGAUUCGCGCCACAUGAAGGAGCGUGGAAUCACGGCUGAGCGGUGUAAUUCGGCACUCGAAACGCAGCGCUGGAAGGUAGUCGCAGAGUCUUAGGGAGUUCGGCAGCAAACCGGCGGUGGGCGAAUGUGGUGAAUCCCCCAACGUCUCUUCCAUUCGGUGGCGUAGAGUAAACGAAGAUGUAAUCUGUGUUCUUUGUUGUUAUAUGCAUACAUUCUAUUUAAAAAAUUACAACCGAUUCCCGAUUCAAUGGUAUUAGAUAGUACGAAACGUAGCAUUGUGAAACACAAAUCAACCUAAAUGGUACAGAUUGGUCAUGGAGAAGGCAGUUGAUUUUUUUUCAUUAACAUCACAGCCUCAUACCGUAAAUAUACAACUACACCAAUGCAAUUUGAGGAACAUCCCGGUAAAAAUAAAAAGAAAAUCGAGAGCAGCACACGGAAGAUCGAGCAACUCUUGAUGUGCAAGCAAGAAAACCUUGUUUCUUUCAUUGUAUUUCUUCCCGUGUCUCUAGUAAAUUAUAUCAAGAACAAAGAUUGGAAGCGAACCGAACAGGAAUAUCCUAUAGAACCUCUCAAAAUCGUACAAAUUUUUGUACUUAAACAAAGAACGUGAUGCGCCGCCGAUCGACACAUCGCCGUUUGAUCGAUCUUCCUAUGCGAAAGACAAACCCUUAAAGU